CAACCACCCUCUUCCUCUUCUCCAAGUCAUUAUUUACAUUUCCAAUUCUCUUUUUAGCCUUCACCCAAUCGAACAGAAAGCAAGAACGACCUCUCUCUCUCUCUCACACACACACACACAGAUGGGUAGUCUCUGCAACUCCCUCUUGCUCGCUGUGCUUCUUAUGUCCAUAGCUGUGGAGGGCACACAAGCAGACGUGGUAGUGUCCGGCAGCGUUUUCUGCGACCAAUGUAAGGAUGGUCGUUGGAGCCUCUUCGACUACCCUCUUAAUGGGGUGAAUGUGGCGUUGGUUUGUGCUGAUCAAGGGGGAGCGGAGAAGGUGCUGAUGCAAGAGACCAGUAACUUGGUCGGCGCCUACUCCAUGAGGUUGAAGGGCAGCCCUGACAUGAGGCGGUGCUUCGCUCGGGUGGUGGGGAGCCCUCAAGGCAAUUGGUGCACAGCGUCGGCCGGCCCUGCCAGAAGUCUGUCGCCCUCCGUCAGCAUGUUCGGCGUCUCCUUCUACACCGUCGACUCUUUGCUCCUACAGCCCGCUCGGCCCAUGUCCUUCUGCCCCAAGUCCCUCAAUCCCCGGCCCGCCCACCCCGUCUUUCCUGCCAUCCCGCCACUGCCGUUCCUUCAGCCGUCAGCUUGCCCUUCCCGGUUCUGGCUGAUGCCUGGGAACAGGUGCAACUGGAGGGUGGUCGGACCCCAGACGAAGGUGGCCCUCGCCUUCGGCCUGGCUGCAGCUCAAAAGUACGGGACAGACAUGACGCUCGGGCAAGGGCUGCUGGGUAGGGGCGAGCUGUACAGGACCCUGCUCAGGGAAGCCACCACUGCCCUUCUCAACUCUUACAACAGCAUCCAGUUCGAGUACCCCACGCUCAGGGUCCUGUGGGACAUGAACCAGGCGCUGCAGGGCACGCCCAGGCAAGCCAUCCGGCAGGCGCUGAGGUUCAGCAGGGCCAACGCUGGCUCCCGCAACGUCACCUGCCGCUUGGCUGCCUGCCACUGAUGGACCUCACCCACCCACAUUAGAAGCUGAGCUAUACUAUAUAAUGUUGGUCCGGAUCAUUGUACGAGAGGUUCGAACAUAAUGAGUUAUUAAUAAGAUUUGCUAUGGCACUAGAGUUUUUCUAUUUUUCUCUUAUAUGUGGCCACCUUCUUGGUCUGGAUUAUUGUAUGAGAGAUUUAUAAUAAGGUUUCUUAUAUACAUGGAACUAGGGAUAUCUUACUAGA
This is a messenger RNA of Nymphaea colorata (pocket water lily), 1215 nucleotides long. RefSeq lists its product as uncharacterized. The transcript is spliced from 3 exons. The coding region runs from base 122 to 991 and encodes 289 amino acids. Lineage: Eukaryota; Viridiplantae; Streptophyta; Magnoliopsida; Nymphaeales; Nymphaeaceae. The record is from RefSeq and is a predicted model, not a curated record.